This is a messenger RNA of Nicotiana tabacum (common tobacco), 674 nucleotides long. Lineage: Eukaryota; Viridiplantae; Streptophyta; Magnoliopsida; Solanales; Solanaceae. The record is from RefSeq and is a predicted model, not a curated record.
AUGAAAUAUGAAGAGAGAACUGGUGUACCCCCUAUUUUGCAACCGAAAAGAGAACAUCCUUGUGAUCGAACUUCUGGCGGCUCAGCUAAACACCGACGAGAAAACCCUAGCUCGAAUCAGAUGAGCAAAUCAGCCAAGAAUAGGGACGAACAGAAAAUCGGUUUUUGUGCAAUUAAACAACAGAAAUGGCAAGAGCCAACUACAAAGUAUCAGUCGUUCUUUUCAGCUUUGUUCUUGUUGUUCCUUCUCUCCGUUUACGUGGCAGAAAGUAGAAUACUUUCAUCUGAAACUGGAACAAAUUCUGUUCCAGUGUGCAAUAAGAUUUAUGGUGCAAAUAUUGGAGACACAUGCUUCAGCAUUAUGGAAAAUUUCAGUGUGACCUCUGAGGUUUUUACUGCUUUCAACCCUAACCUCAAUUGUGACAAAAUGUUCGUUGGUGAAUGGAUAUGCCUUGAUGGUUCCUCCAUCUAAAGUAUAAAGCAAGGGAUUAUCAAGCUCAAGAAAUAAAUACUCAAAAUUAAAUCAGCACUGUCUGAUUUGCGAAUAAAGAGUAAAGCUAAUGUAUGAUUAAAAAAGCAAUUUAAUCUAGCUUUUUUGUAUUGUUUCGGGUUUUCUUUUCAUAUUCCAGCUUCUUUCUUCAACAAUUUAUAUAAUUAAUUCAUGUUCUAAGCUGA